AUGAGAAACACCAAAAGAAAAAAAAGUACAAAAUGUUGGGUUAAAGAAGCUGUGUUUGAUAAUGCCGUUAAAGCUGAAGUAUCACUUGGAAAUACAUGGUCAAAACAUUAUACAAACUAUUCAGAUAUUGGAAGAAAAGUUUAUUACAGAUGUAGAAAAUCAAAACUGCGUGGUCCUCAAUGUAGUGCAGGUAUUUAUUUGUUAUAUCAUGCAGAGAGUGAUCAAGUUUCCAUUUAUAAAACCGAAACUGACCACGACCAUCAUGAAGGAAAAGUGCGUGGUAUUGAUGAAAAUGUAAAUAAAUGUAUUGAAGAUUUAUUUAAUGAUGGUAUAACGAAACCAAAACAAAUUAUUCGUGCAUUACAAACAAGAAAUUUUGAAUUACCAUCAUAUGUACAAAUUAAAAAUUUUCUUGUUCAAUAUAAAAAAACGAAAUUUGGUUCAUAUAUUGUAAGUUUAGGUGAAUUAGAACAAUGGUGUAAACAGAAUAUUAAUAUUUCAACUGACGAAAAUAAAUACUUUGUUGUUUCAUAUAAAAUAAUGUACAAUGAUGAAGAAGAUGUUGAUGGAAAUAAAUUUCGUGUAUUUUUAUCAACUGUACGCUUGCUCAACAUUGCAUCAAUAUCAUCACAUAUACAUGCUGAUGCAACAUAUAAAUUAAUUUGGCAAGGUUUUCCAGCACUUAUAAUUGGAACGACUGAUUUAAAGAAGGUUUUUCAUCCAUUUGGUUUAGCUAUAUGUUC
Rotaria sordida is the source of this 743-nucleotide messenger RNA. Lineage: Eukaryota; Metazoa; Rotifera; Eurotatoria; Philodinida; Philodinidae. The record is from the annotation of a GenBank genome assembly.